Fusarium graminearum PH-1 is the source of this 797-nucleotide messenger RNA. RefSeq lists its product as uncharacterized. The coding region runs from base 39 to 644 and encodes 201 amino acids. The record is from RefSeq and is a predicted model, not a curated record. NCBI's taxonomy places the organism in Eukaryota, Fungi, Ascomycota, Sordariomycetes, Hypocreales, Nectriaceae. The transcript has a single exon.
CUCGCUUAGACAUUACGCUCGUUCUUUACACCUUCAAAAUGGUUAAGACUCUUUUCGCCGCCCUCCCCGUGCUUAUGCUUGCCGAGCAAACUCUCGGAUUCGGUUGCUCCACACACAGCUUCACUACUUGCGAAGAUAGAAUCGUUCACUGGUUCGACCCUGAUGAUGGCAUGAUUUGCGAUCCCCUUGAUUGUGGUGGCGGCCGAGCCCCCGUAAAGACUGGCGUCCCAGGAUGCGCAAACUACUCUGGCACCGAGACCCGCGGAACAUCGUACCUCUCAUGCUGGAAGCCUUCGACUACUCUUGCCACAGCACCUGCUGAAACAACCAUUGAGGCCAUUACCACCGAUGCUGAACCUACCAGUACAGCUAUCGAAAUUGAAACCGAGAGCACAACUGAAAGCCCAACCGAGACUACAACCGAGAGCCACGCUGUUGAGCCAACCACUUCCGGACUGGUCGAGGCGACUGUCUCUGAACUCACCACUGUCGCUCCUGUCGUCCCUUCACAGACCCAGACGUCCGUUGAAACUCAAGCGACUAAGCCGGCGUCUACCCCAAUCGUCAGUCCCAACGCUGCACAGGCUUUGAAGGGUUCUUUGAUUGCUGCUGCCGGAGUUGCCAUCGGUGCGAUGCUUCUCUAAGCACAGUCAUUUAACUGUGCGGUAUGUCUUUAAUAAUCAAUGAUAUAAUGAAAGUGUAUUCAGUUGGGGUUUGUUUGUUCUUCCAAGAGAUAUCAGAUCCGGUUAUCAUAAUAUGGACAUCAUUUGUUAUAAAUUAUUCCAAUCAUUUCUCAA